UUUUUAAUUUAAUUAAGUAUAUUUGGAUUAUUAAGAUUGACAAUUUAUGUGAAAACAAGUAGUUGCUUAUUUCUAUUAAAAAUAGCUAAGAAAUAGACGAGUAAACAAUGACAAAUGAAAUUAAAAGUAUUCUGUUGUGUCUACGUGUAAAAUAAAGAUUUAAUUUAUUAUUGCUGUAAUAUUGUAACUACAAAAUGCCUGCCGUAACGUCAACAACAGCUGAAGAUCAAAACGAUGGAGAUCAGAAAAUGUGGAGUGCCCUCAAAAGAUAUAUAAUACGAGAAAGGCAAAGAAAGAAAGAAGAAUAUGAAGCAGAGGUAGAAGAAGAAAGAUUGAGAAAGGAGCGGGAGGCACGAGAAAGACAAGAUGUCAUGACAUUAGAAGAAACAAAGGAACAGAUUGAGCAACUAGAACAGAAGUUAAAACAAUUAGAGAAAGAAAAACAACAGUUGUUCAUGCAACUUAAAAGAGUACUCAAUGAAGAUGAAAUCAGAAAGAGACAGCAACAAAAAGAGACUAAUGAUAUGCAGUCAAUGAAGAUGCCUAUGGGUAAUAUCCAGAUACCUAUGUUCUCUGUUCCAACAUCAAUGGGUCAAGGAGAGCCUCCGCAAUCACAAGGCAGAGCACCACCGCUAACAACCCACAUCAUGAACAAAAAUAAGCACUCAAACUACAUGCUGUUCCCACAACAGCAGAGCUUAGUCAGAGGUCCGAUACAAUCAAAUGUGAAACGAACAAGGAGUCCUUCACCAACCUAUGCUCUGUACGCACACAGAUUGCAUCAGCCUCCUAUGAAGCACCAAGCCGUCUAUUCUGACCACAAAGUAGAGGAUGGUCGUAUGGGCCGCCAAAUGGCGCGCGCAGUGCUUUGGACCAAGUCGCCGCAAUACGCAUCGAACGUGAGCGGGUCGGGUGUGUCGUCGGGUUACUACGCGAUGCCGACGUCGGGCGUGGUGGGUGUGGUGGCGGAGCGCCCGCCGCCGCUGCUGUACGCGCACCACGGACACACGCCGCACGCGCACACUCCGCACACCCCGCACACUCCGCACCAGUCGCACCAGCCGCACCAGCCGCACCAACCCCACCAGCCCCAUCACACGAACCUCAUGUACGCGCCCGCGCAGCCGCAGCUGUACUUGGACAUGCUGAAGAACAGGGACGGUCAGCAGCACUCCGAACAGAAGAAGGAGGCCCAGCCGCAGGUACUGAUCGGGCUGAGCGAGGGCCACCACCCGUCGGUGAGCAGCGGCGUGUCGUACGCGCAGCCGCCGCCCGCCGCGCGCCACCUCGCCAUCCACCCGCCCGCGCCGCAGCACGCCAACAUGCAGACAGCGAAACCGGGCAGUAUAACCCAGGGUUACCCAGUUCAGCAAUCAAAUCCAAAUGUACAGAACCCGAAUAUAUAUCCCAACAGACACCGCUAUUAGCUAAUGAUCGUCCAUCGAGACGCCUCACCACCACAUCCAUCAAGAAAUAUAAUCAUGCAUACCAGAAACUAUAAAGAUCUUUAGUACAAACAUUAUUCAAUGAUAUUUAAAAUGGUGACUUUAAAAAUAACGUUUAUUUUUAUAUUUUAUUGUGCGAAAGUUUCGUUAUAUUUCAUUAUUAUACAGUGUGUGUGUUAGUCGGUACAAUUAAAUUGGUAUUAUAAUAGUUGUAUAUAAAAUAUAUUAUUACAAGCAAUUAAUACUAGCUAUUUGAAAAAGCCAUUCGCCAGAGAAUUAUUCUUAA
Messenger RNA from Vanessa tameamea, 1731 nucleotides. RefSeq lists its product as uncharacterized. Gene Ontology annotation, cellular component: transcription regulator complex. Gene Ontology annotation, molecular function: transcription coregulator activity. The record is from RefSeq and is a predicted model, not a curated record. The transcript is spliced from 9 exons. The coding region runs from base 195 to 1427 and encodes 410 amino acids. Gene Ontology annotation, biological process: regulation of transcription by RNA polymerase II. NCBI's taxonomy places the organism in Eukaryota, Metazoa, Arthropoda, Insecta, Lepidoptera, Nymphalidae.